Molecule: messenger RNA, 2571 nt
Organism: Pimephales promelas (fathead minnow)
Lineage: Eukaryota; Metazoa; Chordata; Actinopteri; Cypriniformes; Leuciscidae
Gene: mmp21
Product: matrix metallopeptidase 21
Biological process (GO): proteolysis; extracellular matrix organization; collagen catabolic process
Cellular component (GO): extracellular matrix
Molecular function (GO): zinc ion binding; metalloendopeptidase activity
Source: RefSeq, a predicted model, not a curated record
UGUCAUCAUGACAGUGACACCGGUGAGUGGCGCGCGGGUGCACGCGCUCAGGUGUGUUUCUCGGGCGGGUGCACGCGCUCAGGUGCGUUUCUCGGGCGGGUGCACGCGCUCAGGUGUGUUUCUCGGGCAGGUGUGAGUCGCGUGGCUUCAUAUGAAGGUGUCGGUGUUCAGUCUCUGUGUUUAAAUAAUCCUCCGCUGGUUCACACAGAGGCGCGAGCACGUGAGGUAGUCAUAAAGACACGCCCCCUCUAUAAUCUAUAGACAUUAAAGUUAAACCGCGUGUCGAGUUCAGUCGCAUUCACAGUUGUGUCUCUCUCACUCUCACACGAGUCUCAGUACUGACAGACUCUAACGAUGCUGGUCGCGAUCCGGCUGAUCUUCAUCCUCCGGUCCUUCAUCUUCAUCAGUGCAGAGAAGAUCUUCCACAGCAGAGAUCAUUCAGAUGUGCUGAACGACAUCCAUCAGGCUGAGCUCAUCACCGACUCCGACACUGCAGAGGUGUUUCUGUCUAAGUAUGGGUUCAUUAAAGCAGGAGACGUCGAUGACCCUCAGACCUCAGCAGAAGCUUCGGGUGAGAUGGACAUCGGUGUCUCUCUGGACCUGCAGGAGGCCGGAUCCACAUCGCAUGAUCUGCAGUUCCUCACGGCGCUGAAGGACUUCCAGAGGCUCAAUGCUCUUCCGGUCACGGGCGUGUUUGACGACGCCACCAAAGCAGCCAUGAAUAAACCCAGAUGUGGCGUCACGGAUCAGAACGAGGAACCGGAUUCUACUGCCGAGCCCGACAGCACCUCGACACUCGAUCACACUGAUGCUGAGACACGGACAUCCAGAAAUACUCAACCUCCGGUGAGGAAGAAACGGCACCUGGAAGCUCUUCUGAAGAGCAGGAGGAGGAGAGAUGCCGGACACAUGGCGUUCUCCAAGACUCUUCUGAAGUGGCGUCUGAUCGGGGAAGGUUACAGCAGUCAGCUGUCCAUCGAUGAGCAGAAGUACAUCUUCAGACUCGCCUUCCGCAUGUGGAGUGAAGUUUCCCCGCUGCAGUUUGUGGAGGACGUUCACUCUCCUCUGGAAGACAUCGACAUCAGACUGGGCUUCGGGACAGGCCGACACCUGGGCUGCUCUCAGCGGUUUGACGGCGCGGGCCGAGAGUUUGCUCACGCGUGGUUCCUCGGAGACAUUCACUUCGACGAUGAUGAACAUUUCACUGUCCCAAACACGGGCAACGGGAUCAGUCUUCUGAAGGUAGCGGUUCAUGAGAUCGGGCAUGUUUUAGGGCUUCCUCACAUCUACCGGCCCGGAUCCAUCAUGCAGCCCAGUUACCUUCCCCAGGACGGCGGCUUCGAGCUCGACUGGAUGGACAGAAAGUCUAUUCAGAGCCUGUACGGUGUGUGUACGGGUGGCUUCAGUACCGUGUUUGAUUGGAUCAGGAAGGAGCAGACGCCCUACGGUGAGGUCGUGGUGCGUUUUAACACAUACUUCAUGCGGGGCGGCCUGUACUGGCUGUAUGAGAACCGUAAGAACAGAACGCGCUUCGGGGAUCCGGUGGCGGUGCAGGUGGGGUGGCACGGGCUGCCCUCCGGUGGCGUGGACGCUUACAUUCACGUGUGGAACCGCAAAACAGACGCGGUCUACUUCUUUAAAGGUGUGCAGUACUGGCGUUAUGACAGUGAGAAUGAUCAGGUGUUCACGGAGGACUCUGACGGACACUCGUAUCCUCGCCUGAUCUCUGAAGGCUUUCCCGGUGUGUCUGGACCACUGGACACUGCAUACUACGACAGGAGAGACGCUCAUAUCUACUUUUUUAAAGGCUCACAGGUGUUCAGGUUCGACGUGCGCAGGAACCGCUUGGCCUCCUCUUCUCCACGACUCCUCUCUGAGGUUUUUCCUGCUUUUGUUCCCGGGAAUCACCCGAUCGGUCACCUGGACGCUGCGUACUUCUCCUACACACACAACAGUGUGUUCCUGCUGAAGGGCUCGGGGUUCUGGCGAGUGUCGAGCAGACGAAGAGCUUCUCUCUCGACGAGUGUCCUGUUGCCCCGCAGAGAGCUGGACCAGCAGUGGUUCGACAUCUGUGACGUGCACCACAGCUCUCUGAGGACCGCUCGCAGGUGACGCACACACACACACACACACACACACACUCAUCUGUAUACUAUCUGUGACGUGUAUGUAUUUAUUUAUUUAUUUUAAUGUGACAUUUUUAUGACUUGCCUCAUCUGCAUCAUUAAUGGCAGAACUGCAUGUUUUUGCAGCAUUUUUGAAUAUGAACAAAAUAUGCAAAUGAUAUUUAAGAGCUGUUGUGUGAGAACAUUUUCAGCUUAUAACUAAUUACUGGACACUGGAAUAUACAGUUCAUAUACUAAUUAUAUAUUUUUAUGUUACCAUAUUGCCUUAGUGUUGUUAUAAAGUUGAGCACAAAAUCACUGAAAUAAUUCAGAUAUUCUUUGUGUAUGUCAAUCAACAUGUACGACUUGACAAAAACAUGUAUUUAUUUACACUGUUUGCUGGAGUAUGAUUCACUCUUUAACUUAUUUAUUAUUUGUUUAUGAACGUGUUGUUUUAGAAUAAACG